This is a messenger RNA of Dictyostelium discoideum AX4, 1524 nucleotides long. RefSeq lists its product as hypothetical. Bases 1 to 1524 code for a protein of 507 amino acids. The transcript is spliced from 3 exons. NCBI's taxonomy places the organism in Eukaryota, Evosea, Eumycetozoa, Dictyosteliales, Dictyosteliaceae. The record is from RefSeq and is a predicted model, not a curated record.
AUGAUUAUUAAACUUUCAAUAGAAAAAGGUUUAUCAGAAUGCACAGAUUUUAAUAAAGUAUUAAUGUUUAUUCAGCCACUCAAAUUGAAAUUAAUAGAAACUAAAACAUUAGAAUAUUUAUAUAGUUUAAUUUCAAAGAAAUUCAAAAUAAAAAAAAGCUUCUUAUUAUAUACUGAAGAUGGUUAUGCUAUACCACCAUCCGAAGAAGGUUCAAUAUUAAAGGAAAUUGAUAAAACAUUUAAAGUUUUAAAAUUAAAUAAAGUUAAAAAAAAUGAAAAAACAGAUGAUAGUGGUGAUGAUUUAAUGGAAACAGAUAGUGAUAAUAAAAAUAAAAGUAGUGAAAGUGAUAGUAGUGAAAGUGAUAGUAGUGAAAGUGAAAGCGAUAGUAGUGAAAGUGAAAGUGAAAGUGAAAGCAAUGAAACUAGUGAGAAUGAAUCAUCCUCAUCAUCAGAACCAGAGUCAUCAUUAGCUAAAAAGAAACUCCUUAUUCAACAAUUAAAAAGAGAUUUCCAAUUAAAAGAAAAGCUUCAACAAGAACAACAAAAACAAAAAGAAGCUCAAAAACCAAAAGAAAAGCCUCAACAACAACAACAACAACAACAACAACAACAACAACAACAACAACAACAACAACAACAACAACAACAACAACAACAACAACAACAACAACAAAAACAAAAACAAAAACAACAAAAACAACAAAUUGAACAACAACAUAAAAAACCACCACAACAACAACAACAACAACAACAACAACAACAACAACAACAACAACAACAACAACAACAACAACAACAACAAGAAGAAGUACCAAUAGGUAUUGAUGAUGUUUUGACAAAUUUUAGUUACACAAUUAGUUAUGACAAUAUAGAUGAACUUUUGGUUGAAGAGGAAAAAAUAAAAAGAAAGGAAUUGGAACAAAAGAAAAGAAAAUUACAGUCUCAAUUAGAUAAUGAUGGUCUUGCUAAUAAAAAUGAUAAUAAUAGUAAUAAUAAUAAUUAUAAUAAUAGUAAUAAUAAUGAUAGCAAUAAUAAUAAUACUAAUAAACCUUUGAGUAAAAGACAAAAGAAACUUUUAAAGAAGCAACAAAAUUCAUCACAAAUAAAAGAAAAUUAUACCAUUAAUGCCAUUAAUAAUAAAAAUGAUAACAGCACCAAUGAUAGUAAUAAUAAUAAUGAUAAUAAUAAUAAUAAUAAAAACGAUACCAAUGAUAGUAAUAAUGAUGAUAAUAAUAAUGAUAAAAAGAAAAAUAAUAACUAUUCAACAUUUAAAGAUUUGACAAUACCAAAUGUAAAUGAUAAAAUCGCCUUCCAAAAGCAUAUUCUUUUAGAUUAUGUUUUAACAGUAUCAGAGUAUCUUGAAGGAAGAAUUGAAAAAAUAGAUUCAGAUAUUUUAUAUAUUAGAUUGGAACCAGGUUUCGAUGACUUUGAAUUUUUGGAUAAUGAAUUUUUUGAAGAAAGUGGUGCACUUGGGGUUCCAGUCAAAUCUUUAAUCAGUCCAAAAUUAAUUUCAGAUAACAAUUAA